CUAUCCAAAGGCCUAUUCAAGAGGGCUAUUAUGGAGAGCGGCGCCCAUAUGUAUAACAAGGAUAGGGAUAUCGUUAGUAAAGACGAGUCAAUACUUUUAGGCAAACGGAUAGCAAAAGAGCAGAAUUGCAGCGAAAGUGAGGAUUGGUUGCAAUGUUUGCGAGGAUUGGAUGCAAAAGUGUUCAACAAAUACACGAUUCCUUUAACAUAUCCAGUAUUGGGCACUGAAUUCCUACCCAUUUCUGCCCAAAAGGCUUUUGCAGAGAAAAAAUACAAUUCAGAUGUGGAUAUAAUGGCCGGCAUUGCCAGCACUGAGGGCUCAAUGUUAGCACAGGAUUACGUUAAAAAUAUGCUGACUUUAACUAACUUUAUUGAGUCCACAAAAACAUCGGACAGUGUUUACCACGGAUUGGAUGUGAAACGUGUGGACGACUAUUAUUUACAAAAUGUCCACAAAAACAGUUCACUUGAGCUCAAGAAAGCGUUUUAUCAAUUGUUUGGCGAUUUAAUGAUGAAAUGUCCGACAUAUCUGUUUGCUAAACAAGUGGCCACAAAUGCAAAACCUGGUCAUAAUGUAUAUUUCUACCAGGUCACUUAUCAAAACAAAUAUUUUGCUCAUAUGAUUGGCUGCGAUCGAGAGGGUAUGGGUGUCUGUCACGUCGCUGAAACAUCAUUUGUCUAUGGAUUGCCUUAUCUAAUACCUGACGCUUAUAGCGAUACCGACGCUAUAUUUAGCGCAGAUUUAAUAAAAAUGUGGACUAAUUUUGCUAAAUAUGGGUAA
Messenger RNA from Medioppia subpectinata, 780 nucleotides. NCBI's taxonomy places the organism in Eukaryota, Metazoa, Arthropoda, Arachnida, Sarcoptiformes, Oppiidae. The record is from the annotation of a GenBank genome assembly.